AGCAGUACCGGACGUGACUUCGGAUAUCCUUUGUGCUUCUCGAAGCAGGAAUUCAGCUUCUCACCACGUCGAUAUUGCUCUCAACAACGUUCAAGUAGGGAAUGACGACGUCUGCCCCUUCACUCUCCGAUCCCAACUGGCAAUAUGGCAUGGGAGGAUGGAACAAUCCUCGCCUUCCAAACUUCAAUCUUCACGACCCGACCGUGAUCGGAGUUGAUUGGCUGGGAUUUCUUUGUCUUCUUGGUGCCUCUCUCGCCCUCAUGUACAAGCUCAUGUCGUUCAAGGGCCCCGAUGGCGACCAAGAGUUCUUCGUCGGCUACCGGGAAGAGAAGUGCCUCUCCAUCUACGUCAACCUCAUCGCUGCCAUCACCUACUGGGGCCGUAUCUGCGCUCACUUCAACAAUGACAUGGGCCUUUCUCUGUCUGUCAACUACUUCAAGUACCUGGACUACAUCUUCACCUGUCCUAUCCUGACGCUGGAUCUGCUGUGGUCGCUCAACCUCCCCUACAAGAUCACCUACUCUCUCUUCGUCGGAUUGACCAUCGCAUGCAACGCGUUCGAGCCUCCCGCGCGGUACCUCUGGUUCAUGUUCGGCUGCUUCAUCUUUGCCUUCACGUGGAUCAGCAUCAUCCGCCUCGUCUACGCGCGGUUCCAGCAGUUUCUCAACGAGGACGCGAAGAAGAUCCGAGCGCCUCUCAAGCUCUCCCUCACCCUCUACUUCAGCAUCUGGUGCGGCUACCCGGCCCUCUGGCUUCUCACCGAGUUCGGAGCCAUCUCCCAGCUGGCAGCCCACGUGAUGACUGUCAUCAUGGACGUCGCCGCCAAGUCUGUGUACGGCUUCGCCCUGCUCAAGUUCCAGCUGGGGGUGGACAAGCGAGACGUCUGGCUCGAUGAGCUCAAGAGCGUCAGGUAUCGUGACGUCGUCCCUCAGAUCCGACCGUCGAAGACGCGAGAGAGCCGCAUGGAGUAUUCAGAGGACGGAGAUUUCAUGCGUCCGAGCAAGGGGAAGAGGGCGGAAGGAGACUACAUGAACCCUCGCUGGGACCACCAUGACGAUGGGAGGAGGCUGCCCGACAGCCGGGAGAUGGACGAGCAAGUGCACGAGAAGGACCAGGAGAUCUCGUCGACGAUGAAGCAGAUCGCCGACCUCAACAAGCAGCUCUCUGCCAUGCAGGAGUCCGAGGCCGUUUGAGCCCUUGGAUCAUGACCGUGCCAGACUUUCUUGAGGCUUGCGAGCAGCCGAGAAGAGCGUGUGUGUGUGUAAAUAUAAGCAAAUGAGCAUAUAAGCAAAUGAGCAUGUAAGC
Guillardia theta CCMP2712 is the source of this 1305-nucleotide messenger RNA. RefSeq lists its product as hypothetical. The transcript is spliced from 4 exons. Bases 102 to 1193 code for a protein of 363 amino acids. The record is from RefSeq and is a predicted model, not a curated record. Gene Ontology annotation, cellular component: membrane. NCBI's taxonomy places the organism in Eukaryota, Cryptophyceae, Pyrenomonadales, Geminigeraceae.